Messenger RNA from Babjeviella inositovora NRRL Y-12698, 564 nucleotides. It is a transcript of the gene APT1, whose product is annotated as adenine phosphoribosyltransferase. NCBI's taxonomy places the organism in Eukaryota, Fungi, Ascomycota, Pichiomycetes, Serinales. Gene Ontology annotation, molecular function: AMP binding; adenine binding; adenine phosphoribosyltransferase activity. Gene Ontology annotation, cellular component: cytoplasm. Bases 1 to 564 code for a protein of 187 amino acids. The record is from RefSeq and is a predicted model, not a curated record. Gene Ontology annotation, biological process: AMP salvage; adenine salvage. The transcript has a single exon.
AUGCCCGAACUUAGAGCCAUCACCACCGAAUUAAAGUCUGCCUUGCAGCAAUACCCAAACUUCCCAUCUGAAGGGAUUCUUUUCGAAGACUUCUUGCCAAUCUUCAGAAACCCGGACUUGUUCAACAAGUUGGUCCAGGCCUUCAAGAUCCAUAUCGAGGGUACCUUCCCAAAUACCAAGGUUGACUACAUCGUUGGAUUGGAAUCCAGAGGUUUCCUCUUUGGCCCAACCUUGGCCUUGGCCCUCAACGCCGGGUUCGUGCCGGUCAGAAAGCCAGGUAAGUUGCCAGGUAAGACCUUCGAGGCCUCCUUCACCAAGGAGUACGGUGAGGACAAGUUCCAGAUCCAGGCCGACUCUAUCCCAGCCGGUGCCAACGUCAUCAUCGUCGACGACAUAUUGGCCACCGGUGGUUCCGCCAAGGCUGCCAUCCAGUUAGUCGAGCAGUUGAAAGGUAACAUCUUGGAGAUCAACUUUGUUUUGGAGUUGGACUUUUUGAAGGGCAGAGAAAAGUUGGGCUACGAGGUUUUCACCUUGUUGUCUGGCCAGGCCGAGAAGUUGAACUAA